Molecule: messenger RNA, 6242 nt
Organism: Menidia menidia (Atlantic silverside)
Lineage: Eukaryota; Metazoa; Chordata; Actinopteri; Atheriniformes; Atherinopsidae
Source: the annotation of a GenBank genome assembly
UGCUUUAAUUCACUUUGAGAUUUGUUUAGUUCAUUUGGAAUUAUAUCAGAAAUGCUACAAUACAUGUGUUAGAAGUUUAAUUGAAAUAAGUACAUGUUUUUCAUAUCCAAACUUUUUGAUCUUGAGAUUAUUUUUUAUUUCUGGGGUAACUUUGAGAGAAAGGCAGUUUGGAAACAACGCCUUCAGGCGGAUAGAAAGUGCAUCGACUGAGAGACUUUUGUUUGACUUGCAACACGCCUUCACGGCAAUUCACUGGAAGCACCAGUACAUAUGUUUGUUUUCUUCGUUUGCAGUUUUCUAAAGUCAACUUCCUCCCGACGCGUAUCCGUUAUGUAGAGUUGGUUUUGCUCAGUCUUGUCCUCUUGUUUUCAACCAUUCAGCAGCAACUUUCUUCUCAAACUCGUAACACUCUGCUGGCUGGCUGAAACUCCUCUGUCAACGGAGCAACUGCUCUGAAAAGUUUUGUGUGUGUGUGCGCGUAUGAAGUGUGACAGCACUGGGUCCACGCCUGCCCUCCAAUGAGGGGGAGGCUUCUGUGCCCUCUCCCCGCCCAUGAAGGGAGUGAGGCGGAGGACACGCAGCAUAGAGUUUAGUGGAGCCAGAAAAUACUUUGAUUUUCCCCUUUCGUUUUUUCUUUCUUUCAACUUUGCCGUAAUGAUCUCGUCUAAACUUCCUAUCGAGUUGCUCUUGGAGUGGAAAUGUUUACAUCGAGCCGUGUAGCCUAGUUGUGGCACAACUGUGGAUAUGUUACGGUGAAAGAAGAAGGCAGACACUUUCCCGUCGCCCGAUCCUCGGAGCGCAGCACAAUGGACUCCAGGCAGAGGACGCGCUCGGGAGGAGGGAGGCUGUGGAGGAGUUAUUUCUUUCUGGCCUUCGUCUCCUCUGCGUCUGCUCAGCUCAGCUAUUCCGUAUCGGAAGAACUAAGUCCGGGCUCUGUCGUUGGGAACAUCGCAAAAGAUUUGGGUCUGAGCGCUCAGUGGAUUGUGCAAAGGAAGUUAAGGGUGGUCUCGGACUCAUCAGUGCAGUAUUUUGAGGUAAAGCAGGCGAGUGGCGAUUUGGUUAUUAAACAAAAAAUUGAUAGAGAACAAUUAUGUGAACUGAGUCCAACGUGUUCAUUGCACGUUCAAAUACUUCUGGAGGAUCCAUUAGAGAUUCAUCGCAUCGUGGUGGAUGUUCUGGAUGUGAAUGACAACGCGCCGCAGUUCUCAACCAGAAACAUUUCUCUGGAGGUGUCAGAGGCGGCUGCCCCGGGGACACGGUUCCGUUUGGAAAGCGCACACGAUCCAGACGUGGGUACGAACUCAUUACGCACAUACCAUGUGGCAGCCAAUGACUUCUUUAUUUUGAAUGUACAAACUAAAAGUGACGGGAGCAAGUUUCCAGAGUUAGUAGUGGACAAACCUUUGGACAGAGAGACCCAGGCCUCGUUCCGGCUGCUGCUCACUGCGGUGGACGGGGGACAGCCGGAGAAAUCGGGUUCGACUCUUCUGCUCAUUAAGAUUUUGGACGUAAAUGACAAUUCACCGGUGUUUGAUGAGACAGUAAAGAAAGUGACACUGUUAGAAAAUGUGGCACGAGGCACUUUAGUAACCAAAUUAAACGCCACGGAUGCUGAUGCGGGUAGCAACGGUGAAAUAUCAUUCAUGUUUAGUAAAUACACGCCGGAACGUGUCCUCCAGCUGUUCAGCGUGGAUUCUAAGAGCGGUGAGAUCCGCGUGAAGGGUGAGGUGGAUUACGAGAAGGCCACCGCCUAUCACAUCACAGUGCAGGCCAGAGAUGGCGGCUCUCCUGCCAUGGAAGGUUCCUGUAACGUCAUAGUGGACAUUGUUGACGUGAAUGACAAUGCACCAGAGGUAACACUGACGUCACUGACCAGCCCAAUCAGAGAAGACUCAGCACCAGGCACGACAAUAGCGCUCAUAAGUGCUCGGGACCUCGACUCUGGUGUGAAUGGAGAGGUCACAUUAACUGUCCCACCAGGCUUACCAUUCAAACUUAAUUCAGCUUUUGGCAUGCAUUACAGCCUGACCACAGAGGGUAAACUAGACCGAGAGACUGUGCCAGAGUACACGGUGGUCAUCAGAGCCACUGAUGCCGGCUCCCCUCCCCACUCAUCCCAAACCACCUUUGUGGUGAAGCUGUCAGAUGUAAAUGACAAUGCCCCCACAUUCUCCCAACCUUCAUACUCAGUUGACAUCCCUGAGAACAACGCGCCCAGCUCCCCGAUUGCUGCUGUUUCUGCCACCGACCCGGACCUCGGUGAAAACGCCCGCGUCUCCUACUCCAUCCUUCCGGGCAUGGUUCAGGGAUCGCCCAUAUCAUCCUACGUGUACAUUAGCCCAGAGAGUGGCCACAUCUACAGCAUGCGCUCUCUGGAUCAUGAGCAGCUCAAUGCUUUCCGCGUGGAGGUUCAGGCCCGAGACGCUGGGGAGCCCCCACGGACAGCCAAUGUCACCGUGCAUGUGUUUGUAGUGGAUGUCAAUGACAACGCACCAGUCAUUGUUCACCCCUCCGUCCCUAAAGACAAAAGGCUGCAGCUCACUGUGCCCCCCUCUGCUGGCCCAGGGUAUCUCAUAAAUAAACUGGUUGGGGUAGAUGCAGACAGUGGGCACAAUGCUUGGUUGUUUUAUUCAAUUGUCCCCGGACCAAAUGCUGGCAUGUUUCGCAUUGGGGCCCACUCUGGAGAACUUCGCACAGCUCGGAAGUGGGCUGAGGAGGAUGUUGACUCAGCCUAUGACAUAAUGGUCAUCAUCCAGGAUAAUGGUGAACCGCCAAAGUCCUGCUCUGUGAACAUUACAGUAACAGUGGAUGAGAAGGGCACAGCCGUGGAAGUUCCCGCUAACCCCCGCCACAACCACUUCUACCACCGCACAGGGAUGCCGGAUAUUACUCUGUACCUCAUCAUCUCUCUUGCCUGCGUCUCGGCUGUGUCCUUCAUCACUUUUGUUGUUCUAAUGGUGCGCUGUUUAAGGCACCGUAGCCCGGGACUGGGGGGCUCUGAAUGCUGCUGCUUCGAGCGCCACAGACCCGGCCGCUACCAUCAGAGACCCAGCAAAGAUCUGCACCUGCAGCUCAACACUGAUGGACCCAUACGAUACAUGGAGGUUGUGGGGGGUCCUCAGGAUCCGCACACACGCACCUAUCGGCCGUGCUACUCCACUAUAUCGAGCCGAAGUGACUUUGUAUUUAUGAAGACACCCAUGCUGAGUCACAACAACACGCUCAACAUGACGCUCAGCAGGAAGCACCUUAUGAACUCAGCCAGUGAGCAAAAGCCUCCAAACAAUGACUGGCGUUUUACCCAGGGACAGAGACCCGGACCAAGCGGUCCCCACAUGCCAUACGGUACACACAUACGAUGGACUCCGAAGAAUGGGACAAGAGCGACUGGAGGGCCAGAGGUUGCCAUGGGAACCGGUCCCUGGCCUCAGCCUCCUACUGAAGCUGAGCAGCUCCAGGCCCUGAUGGCCGCAGCUAACGUGAGUGAGGCUACGGCCACCCUGGGGCCCGGCACCAUGGGUCUGAGCACCCGCUACAGCCCCCAGUUCACCCUGCAGCACGUGCCCGACUACCGCCAAAACGUCUACAUCCCCGGAAGCACGGCCACCCUCACCUCCAACCCGCAGCAGCAGCAGGCUACGGCCCAGCAGGCCGCCCAGCAGGCUCUGCCCCCGCCCCAGGCCUCAGCCCAGCCCGAGCCCCCGAAGGCCGCCCAGACCCCCGCUUCCAAGAAGAAGUCCACCAAGAAGGAGAAGAAGUAGAUCCGGAUGGAGACAGGUGAAAGGGUGAUGAAGCCGGCCUGACGUGAUGAAAAUCCAAACCCCCCAUCCCCCACCAUUAGGUAUCUCACUCCUCUGAUGUCACUCAUGAUGGCCAAAUAUUGACAUCAAGUCACUUUUUGCUCACAUGGAUGUUGUUGGCGAUUCUUUUGAAGUGUCUUCAAAGAUUCAGAUGUGUUGAAGGCUGUUAGUGUCACUAACCUGUGCUGUGCUUAAAGGUCAAGUAUUGUUCAUGUAAUCUUUGUUGGUAGAUAUUUUGGUGGGGUAUGAGGGGUUACUGUUUUGUUUUCCUUUUAAUUUUUCUUUAAAACAAAAAAAAAAAAUCAACAAAAAAAAAAAUCAAAUGAACUUGGACAAAGAGAUUCAGUGUAAGGAACCUUGCUGGGAUGACAAGGCUAUACACAGUGAUGUAUUCAGAGAUGAAAUGUUAAUGUCUUUUCUUGUUGGAUUUAAUGUGCACUUUCCCUGAGGUGGGAAGUCAGCUAUUGUAAAAGUAUGCUAGUCACCAUCCAUUAGAUUCCUCUAUAGGAUCAGCCUUGCGGGGGUCAUAAAGCGUAAGACAGUUACUUGACAGGUGUUAAAAAACUCUUUUGCAUGCUCAUUAAAGUUAGAACCACAUAUAAUAGUUUAGAGUUGCAAACUAUGCAUUGCAAAAGCAACGAGGAGUGAAUCUUAAAUCUACUCUCCUCCCUCCAAUCGCAAGUCAACAGAAUGCGCAUGUAGCAUUUACUUGACACAAAAUUAAAAUUACUUUUGUAAGCAUAGUUUAAAAAAAAAAAAGAUGAGAAUUGAGUCCUCUGAUAUUUUUUACGAUCCAAGCAUGAAUCCAGAGGAUGGGCCGGCAGAGGGUUGGGGGGGGGGUCGCAUGUUACUGUGUCCCGAGCCAUACCGUCCACUGAGGUGGUUUCACAGCAGAGGUGGACAGACGUGCGUCGCCCCCUCCGUACCCCCCGCCAUCCCCUCCUCACGCCCGGCUUGUGCCCUUCCCUCACCUGCUACCCUGUGAUCAGAGCCAAACUAAGAGAAAUGCACUGUUUGAAAUUGAAGAAAAGACUAAGUUGGGGUUCUAAUCACUUCGGCCUGUAAGGGAACGUGUAGAUGUGGUAAACGUAAGUGCUUAGGACUUUCUAGACACUUUGUAAGCCUCUAGGGCCUUGAUGGAGUUUUCCCUUUGACUUUUUCCCGAGGUGCUGAAAUAAAUUCUUGAUGUGACACAAUUAAGUUUUUUUUUUUGUUUGUUUGUUUGUUUUUUAUUGGGAUAUAAUGAUUCAAUAGCUUAGAGGAGUUGUUUGUAUAAGAUAUGAAGUCUUUACGUUGCCGCCCAUCUGUCUGCUGGACCCUUUGCCAGAUAAAACCGCAUGACAAAAUGGCAGCUUUCAGGCUGGGUCGAGGGGGAGUGGAAGGGGUGCCGUGAGAUGUAAACGGGCUGAGGUGGCACCGUUGUAUCAGCCAGGGGGUGGGAAGCAACCUUGGCUCUACUCACUGAAUGUACAGAGGAACCACCGUUGACCCCACCCCAGACACACACACACCCUCUAAACUCUCUCUGAUGCACUGACCUAUGAAGAGGUCAACAGAGCCAAGCACAGUUGUCCCUGUUGGUGAAUAAAAACCACUCACACCCUUCAAAUUUUCUCCUCUAUUGGAAUCAAUGGGAAACCUUCCUAGCCCUCUCACCUCUCUGCAUCCACUCCCCUGUUUUGUGAGGCUCUCCCCCGCUGUAAAUAGACACAAGUCCUGUCGAUGGUAUUAGCCAGGUACUUGUCUAGCAGGGACUACAUCCAACAUUGGAAAAACAGAGGUCCCUCUCAGCAAGGCGUGGCUUACUACUGGAAUGUGUUGCAUUUUGUUUUUCAAGAAAAUGAACAAAAUCACAGUUUGAAUUAAAAAAAAAACAAGUCAACAUUGAGUAAAGAUUUGACAUGUUCCUCACCAGUUUGUGUUGCAAUGUAGUAACCGAGCACCAUGGAAGCCAACUAACUCUCAUUGUAAAUAACUGAAGUAAAGAUAACUUUAGAUAAGUAAACAAAAGUGACACACGUAGACUAGUUAACUUGUGGUAUGUGUUGCGCAUAUUUUUGUGUUUAUUUUCUCUCUACUAUCUUUUAUCACCCUGUAAAGAAACAAGACAAAAAAAAAAUAUUGAAACGUUUCUAUCCUUCUGUAACCUCUUAAUGUUCUUUUGCGGUGGUUUUAUCUUGUGCAUUUGUGAAAGAAUGCCUCUCAUUCUCUUUCUGUCCAUAUGAACAAAUGAUUAUAAAUAUUAUAUAUGUGUAAGUCCGUCUGCUGCUGAAUUAAUACUACUCUAUCCUGCUGUAUUAUCUUUCUUAUCAAAUGCUUAGCCCCUCCCACGCUACACCCCUGUGUUACUCUCUUAUUUUUAUGCUAAUAUUUAUAUUGCUGUUUUAUUUUCUCUUGAACACUGACAUUUCAAAUAAAACAAAAUCAUAAAAAAUAAGGUCA